Messenger RNA from Hyla sarda, 1577 nucleotides. RefSeq names its product methyltransferase 9, His-X-His N1(pi)-histidine (gene METTL9). Gene Ontology annotation, molecular function: protein-L-histidine N-pros-methyltransferase activity. Lineage: Eukaryota; Metazoa; Chordata; Amphibia; Anura; Hylidae. Bases 189 to 1136 code for a protein of 315 amino acids. The transcript has 5 exons. The record is from RefSeq and is a predicted model, not a curated record.
GCGAGCCUCUGGAAAAUGUCCGUGUGGAAACAGAGAGCAGUGAUUACGGUUCCGCCCUCUUUUCCAUCUCGUUCACCCCUCCUUUCCCAGCACGGUUGCUCUCCUCCCACCCAUCACAGUCGCCUCUUCGGGCCGAUGUGGGCCAUGGACGGGCUCGGUUUCGGGGGACAUCGGCCGAGGCUGCUCAGAUGAAACUGUUCCUCGGCUGGGUACUCACCUACGUGCUCUGCCUGGCCGUGGUGAAGAAGAUGUGGAGCAGCCGGUACCUGAGGAGUCACCUGAGUAGAUCCUUAUAUAUGAACAUGCUGAGCCAGAACCAGGCCCCUUACUGGGAAAUCAGCCACCAGUGGUAUUUAUGUGACAAAGAGAAAUUAAGGGAAGAGCUUCAACCAAUUUUUAUCCAGUGCUACUUGGACCAAGGGACCCAAACCUUCCUGAACAGGAGCAUUGAGAAGUCCGGCUGGUUGUCUAUACAGCUUUACCAUUCCUUCAUGUCCUCAGUCUUCAGCAUGUUUAUGUCUAGAACCUCCAUUAAUGGGCUCCUUGGUAGGGGGUCCAUGUUUGUCUUUUCACCAGAGCAGUUCCAGAGACUCCUCAAAGUUGGCCCGGAUUGGAAAUCUCACAGACUAUUGGAUUUAGGUGCUGGAGAUGGUGAAGUAACCAAAGUCAUGAGUCCACAUUUUGAGGAAAUUUAUGUUACAGAGAUGUCCCAGACUAUGAUCUGGCAACUGCAGAAGAAAAAGUACAGAGUACUUAAUAUUGAUGAAUGGCAGCGCACUGGCUUCCAGUACGAUGUCAUUAGCUGCUUAAACCUUCUUGAUCGCUGCCACCAGCCCGUGACCUUAUUGAAGGAGAUGAGAAGUGUCCUUGAGCCAACACGAGGUCGGGUUAUAUUAGCCUUGGUCCUGCCAUUUCACCCUUAUGUGGAAAAUGGAGGCAAAUGGGAGAAGCCAUCAGAAAUCAUGGAAGUGAACGGAACCGUAUGGGAAGAACAAGUGAACAGUCUGGCUGCCGUCUUCCAGGAAGCAGGGUUUGUUGUCGAAGCAUUUACAAAACUCCCCUAUUUAUGUGAAGGUGAUAUGUACAAUGACUAUUAUGUUUUGGACGAUGUGGUUUUCGUUCUCCGGCCGGUGUAGGAAGUUGUGUCCUUUUUUUUUCUUUCGCUUGGACCAGAAGAAUAGUUUGCCCAAGGCAAAUCAAUAAUCCUCGAGGCCAAAAUCUUCUUGUAUCUCCUACAGGGCCAUGUUUAUAUGACGGAUAUAUAAGUAUAUAUGUGAGUGUCUGUGUUUGUACAUGUACAGAAUCUCCAAUAGGAAUCUUUUUUUAAUUGACUCAACUGUGCUACCUUUUUCCAGCAAAAGUGAACAUAUUUUUUAUGUGACAGAACAACCGUCCGCUGCAUCAAACAAAUGUCGUUACAUGUUGUUCAAUGUCAGAAUUCAAUGUCUAUUACGAGAAAUCAACUCUUGCAAUAAAAUCUAGAACAUGAGAUGUCAGAAUCUUCCAUGUGAGAAAUCUGUAUGAUCUACAAGCCCAAAGCACAUGUUUUUUUUUAAUCAUGUCAAUAAAGCGUCCAA